AUGAAUCUACCACAAACCGGCAAUAGUGUUGAAGAAAGUAAUGUUAGUUUGCUGAGAAACGAUAUACAAAUCUAUGAAAGUGAACAGUUUGAGAAAGAGCCGUCUCUCAUAAGCCUACCUUAUGAACCUGAAGCCGAAGUUGAUGAAAUAUUUGAUAUUGAUUCUUCUGAAGAAGAAAAUAAAGAAUCAGCAUUAAAAAUUUAUAAAAAUCAAACUUUUCAAAU
Messenger RNA from Racocetra fulgida, 224 nucleotides. Lineage: Eukaryota; Fungi; Glomeromycota; Glomeromycetes; Diversisporales; Gigasporaceae. The record is from the annotation of a GenBank genome assembly.